This is a messenger RNA of Phycodurus eques (leafy seadragon), 1597 nucleotides long. RefSeq names its product phosphoethanolamine methyltransferase (gene pmt). Lineage: Eukaryota; Metazoa; Chordata; Actinopteri; Syngnathiformes; Syngnathidae. The transcript is spliced from 12 exons. The coding region runs from base 104 to 1561 and encodes 485 amino acids. The record is from RefSeq and is a predicted model, not a curated record.
GCCUCGCCAGGUCGUGAUCCUGGUCCGGGUGACGUGACUGACUGUGUGGGGCAGUGGGACCUUUUGUUCUUCAUCAUCAUCCUCAUCAUCAUUGCGUAGCACCAUGACGGAGUUUUGGAAGGAACACUCCAAGGAGGCCACAGUGCAGGAGAUGAUGCUGGACUCAUGUGCCAUUGAGCUGACUCAGCAGGAACUGCCCGAGAUUCUGUCUAUGCUGCCCACUCUGGCUGGAUGUCAAGUGCUGGAACUAGGGGCCGGCAUUGGUCGAUACACCAGCCAUCUGCUGAAACAGGCGGACCACGUGACCGCCGUGGAUUUCAUGGGGAGCUUCGUGGAGAAGAACAGGCAGAGCAACGGGCACCACAAAAACGUUACCUUCAUCCAAGCUGAUGUCACAAAGCUGGAAUUCCCUCCAAACAGUGUGGACUUUAUCUUCUCUAACUGGCUGCUGAUGUACUUCAGUGAUGACGAGCUGCAGUUGUUGUUAAAGAAAAUGCUGAGGUGGUUGCGGCCCACUGGCUCGCUCUUCUUCAGAGAAUCAUGUAACCACCGUUCAGGUGACUGUAAAAGGGAGUUCAACCCCACAUGUUACCGCACUGAGGCCCAGUACAAUCACCUGACCGCAUCAGUCCAAGUGGAGGAUGAACAAUCGGGUAGGAGGUUUGGUUUUGACAUCGUGCUCAAGAAGAGGGUCAAAACGUACAUUGAGUUGAAGAACAACCCAAAUCAGAUGUGCUGGUUGUUGGAAAAGGUUGCACGUUCAUCAGACGCAAAGGAGACGUUCAGCACCUUCCAGAUGUUCCUGGACAACAAGCAGUACACCAGGCGUGGCAUCCUGCGCUAUGAGAAGAUGUUCGGGUCGGGUUAUGUCAGCACAGGCGGGCCCAGCACCACCAAGGAAUUUGUUGAUCUGCUAAACUUGCAACCUGGCCAGAAGGUUCUGGAUGUUGGCUGUGGUAUCGGUGGAGGUGACUUCUACAUGGCAAAGGCAUUCGGAGUGGAGGUGCUUGGCUUGGACCUCUCAGAGAACAUGGUGGACAUUGCUAUAGAGAGGGCACUCGCUGAGAGGCUGCCAUUGGUCGAAUUUGAAGUUGCCGAUGCCACAAAGAGAACGUUUCCAGAGGGUUCGUUUGACGUCAUCUACAGCAGAGACACAAUCCUCCACAUUGCAGACAAGCUCGCUCUCUUCAAACGUUUCCAUUCAUGGUUAAAGCCUGGGGGCCAGCUACUUAUCAGUGACUACUGUUGCGGGGAGAAGCCAUGGACCCCCCAAUUUGAGGCUUAUGUCACGCAGCGGGGCUACAUCCUCUAUACACCACCACAGUAUGGAAAGUUCAUUCAGAAUGCCGGCUUCUGUAACGUUCAGGCAAAGGAUCGAACAGCCCAGUUCAUCCAGGUCAUACAGGAAGAGCUGCAGAGAGCAGAAGAAAUCAAGAGUGAAUUUAUCGAGGAAUUCUCUGAGGAGGACUACAGUGCUACAGUGAACGGCUGGAGGGAAAAAUUGGAGCGUUCUAACAGCGGAGACCAGCGAUGGGGCCUCUUUCAUGCAAGAAGGAACUGAGUUUAAUUAAAUUGAAUAAUAACUGAAUAAACAAGC